GGCGGGGCGGGACGGGCCGGGGCAGCCAUGGCGGAGCGGGGCCGAGGGCAGAGCCCGAGCGCCAUGGAGGACCUGCUGGAUGUGGAGAACAAGCGGAUGGCCGACAGCCUGGCCAGCAAGGUCACCAGGCUGAAGUCGCUGGCUCUGGAUAUUGACAAGGAUGCUGAGGAACAGAACCGCUACCUGGAUGGCAUGGACUCGGAUUUCCUGAGCGUGACAGGGCUGCUGACGGGCAGCGUGAAGCGCUUCUCCGGCAUGGCGCGCUCCGGCCGCGACAACCGCCGCCUGCUCCUCACCGUGUCCGCGGUGCUCGUCCUCAUCUUCUUCAUCCUCUACUACCUGGUGUCCCGGGCGGGGACCUGAGCCCGGGCUGGCAGGUGGCACAGGCCAGACCUCACCAUCCACAGACCUGGCCACAUGUUUUCCAGAGGAGCCUCCAGCCACACCUCCACCUUCCCAGUGACUUCUCCUUCCAGCUUGUCAGCGCUCCGGCUGGGCCCAGGCAGCUCUUCCAAAACAAGUUUGGCUCCAAAGGGAUCUUCGUGUCUGUCAGGAUUUUGGGGUCAUGGCUCUGGCCGUGACCUCCUGCCUUGUCUCCAUCCCGUGGGCUGUUUCUAAGGGCCACUUCCACAUGACCUCCCUCGAUCAAAACCAGGAACUAACAAAUCCAGGGACUUGUGGAUACUCCAUAACCCAGCUGAGCUUUGCGAGCUGUAGGAUUUAGGAUGCUGACUUAGGGGAUUUGGGAGUACCAAUGUGUGACUUACAUUCCGUGUGGCCACUCUCCAUUUCCCUUGGACUUGCAGACCAUAUCCCUGGGCUGAAAGGAAACUGUGAAAGGAAACUUGUGCAUUGCUAAUCCGGGUGGAAUUAGCAAUGGAUCUGGGCCUGGAUACUCUCACAUUGUAGCAGGGAAGAGAUGCAGGAGAGCGGGACUUUCAUUAAAUCCUGGCUUGGUUGUCUUUAUCAUCCUUGUGGGCAAACCAGGCUGGACCCUCUGGGAAGGGAGGGCCACAGUCCAUAACCACAUGGAUUUGCACUUGUGUGGAACCUUCCAGAACCUUCCCACACAUGUGCAAAUUAAGUUACUAAAUCAGGGUAAAGAAUACCGGUGGCAGAAGGUCCAGUUAACUGUGGUUAACGUGGCAUCCUGCUUUUAGAGCACUUUGGGGAGAUGUAGUGCCAAUAAAGUGAGGUGGAACUCCCCCCGCAGUGCUCUUGGGAGUGGGGGGAUCCAAGGAGGGAUUUGCUGUUUUGUUUAUGCAUUUAGAGAGUACAAAAGGAACCCCUGCUUUACCUUGGAGGGUGUGUUUGCUUAUUUGCUUCUCUUUUCCUGUAACAGGCAGGGCUCAGCCAUUCCUUCUCCUCUGAUUUAGACUCUCCAGCAAACCCUCUUCAUGGAUGGAUGGCUGGGUGUUCCUUUGCUUUCUCCCUGUUCCCAGUGGGAAUUCCUUUGCCCUUGGGCUAACUCGGGCCCAUAGGUAUGAAGAGAAUGUUGUCCCAUGUACCAAACUGCUCACAAAACACACCCUGGCUGGAUUAUGUGUUCUCUUUUCCACAUUUGGGAGAAAACGUGCAGGAAAGGCAAGGACAAAAGAGGCAGCAGGAGCUUCCUCUGGCUCUUCCUGCUUUCCUGGUGCAACGUGGCAGGUCUGGGCUCUUUCCUUUGGGAAGAAUCAACGGCCUGUGAUUCCUGGAGCAGGUGACUCCCAACAAAAGGCCCCUGGAGCAGCCUGGCCUUCACCGUGGCAGGGUUUAUUUUGCCUUUUCUGCUGUAAAUAAAGCUGAUUUUAGACCUUUUA
Lonchura striata (white-rumped munia) is the source of this 1802-nucleotide messenger RNA. It is a transcript of the gene BET1L, whose product is annotated as Bet1 golgi vesicular membrane trafficking protein like. The record is from RefSeq and is a predicted model, not a curated record. Lineage: Eukaryota; Metazoa; Chordata; Aves; Passeriformes; Estrildidae.